Molecule: messenger RNA, 1368 nt
Organism: Fusarium vanettenii 77-13-4
Lineage: Eukaryota; Fungi; Ascomycota; Sordariomycetes; Hypocreales; Nectriaceae
Exons: 5
Coding region: 1-1368 (455 amino acids)
Biological process (GO): regulation of DNA-templated transcription
Cellular component (GO): nucleus
Molecular function (GO): DNA-binding transcription factor activity, RNA polymerase II-specific; transcription cis-regulatory region binding
Source: RefSeq, a predicted model, not a curated record
AUGGAACGGCGUGUAGCCAAUGUUCCCGAUCCAAAUCCCGAUGUGUCGCUACCAACGGCGGAGAAUCAUGUGAGAGGUUGGAUUUCCAAGGACGGCCCCCAACAACAGGUGAAUGCAGCCCCGGCUCACGAUGAGGGUGCUUCCUCUCGACCCCCAGAACCGCCAUUUCCACCCGGCAGCUACAAAGAGCGCUCAUCCGCUGCCACACUCGCAUUUGUGCUUGACGGUCAAGAAAUCUUGAGAGACUUUUGUACCCUUAAGCAGGCUCAUCUUCCUUUUUUGACGCUUGACCCUGAAUCCUCUGCCGCCACGUUACGGGACGAAAAACCCUUUCUGUGGCUUUGCAUUGUCGCUGUCUCAGUAAAGUCCACGCUUAAGCAGCAACAUUUAUACGGCGAAAUCCGAAGCAUUAUCGCAAACAGCAUGGUGGUUCAACUUGAGAGGAGUGUUGAACUGCUUCAAGGGCUCCUGGUGUGUAUCGCAUGGGGCAACUUGCAAGUAAAGCGGCGACCGUUCUUAACUCUGUUUAUCCAACUUGCUACCACUAUCAUUUUCGAUCUUGGUUUGAACAAGGCACCACCCACCACAGCUGAAGGCAGUUCUGAGCUUAGGUUUCAUCAGCCAUGGGCACUCCAUGCUCGCACAUCCGAGGAGAGGCGAGCUGUUCUUGCUUGUUAUUUCUUGAGUUCAGUAGUUUUAGAGAAGGCCUAUUACUCACCAGCCGAUGGCCGCAACCGAGAUCGAAUGCAGUCAUCCAACAUACCACCAGCUUGGGUUGCUGGUGUGCUACGGAUGGACCUGGAUAAAAUAAGAGAUGAAACUGCUUCCUUAUCGCAGGACCCAGUUGUCCUAUGUCAUCUUCACUAUGCCACAUUUGCGAUCAACGAAUUUGCAGUUCCGGAUGCUUUUCCGAGGCCAUCAUUGACCUCACAAGAUGAAUUGACUGACUUACAUGCUUCAUUCAGAGCACUUGAGUCGUACUUUAAUGUGCUCUUUACCUAUCAACCACAUCAAUACACUGGCUUUUCAUUGGCCUCGAUAUACCAGGUGAUGCACACGGCUUUGUCUUUUCGCAAGGUCGCAAAGUGCCUUCCAUUAGAAGGCUACGGACUUAUUUCCUCCGAGACCGUGGUUUGCAAGGACGAAAAGAUUUGUCAAAAUUUGAGGCGUGUAGCAUCGGAAGCUGGAAUACACGAAGAUGGCCCGCCGACUGUUUUCACUAAACUUGCGUCCAUGUUGGAAGACCGGACGCGCGAUCGCGAGUCUAAUGAGAACGACCCUGCAAUGGCACCAUUUUAUGCGGAUGACAUUCUCAGCGGAGAGUUCCUGGACUUGAUAGGGCCUUUCAUGGAACAAGAACAAGUAUAG